Gossypium raimondii (Peruvian cotton) is the source of this 12219-nucleotide messenger RNA. RefSeq lists its product as uncharacterized. NCBI's taxonomy places the organism in Eukaryota, Viridiplantae, Streptophyta, Magnoliopsida, Malvales, Malvaceae. The coding region runs from base 114 to 11600 and encodes 3828 amino acids. The record is from RefSeq and is a predicted model, not a curated record. Gene Ontology annotation, cellular component: nucleus. Gene Ontology annotation, molecular function: protein serine/threonine kinase activity; protein binding. The transcript has 15 exons. Gene Ontology annotation, biological process: nuclear-transcribed mRNA catabolic process, nonsense-mediated decay; phosphorylation.
AAGAAAGAAAGGGCAAACGCCACAACGGAACGCUUUGAAACGCAUCCGGUGGGGCAAGCAAGCGCAGAAGGGAAACGAUCAAGAAAUGCGAAGCCAUAGAUAUCUUUUCAACAAUGAUGCAAGGUCUCCACCACCAACAACAGCAACUGGCUGCUCUCCUUUCCGCUGCCCUCCCCAAAGACACCACCGCCGCGGCCACCGCUUCCGUCACUUCUUCUUCCUCCACCACUCCCUCAACUACGCUUCCCACAACUACAUCAACUACCACUGUUUCAACCAAAUCCGACGAAAACGACUCAGCUCGUCUUGCAGCUAUUAAUUCUCUCCACCGCGCCAUCAUUUACCCUCCUAACUCCAUCCUCGUCGCCCACUCCGCUUCUUUCCUCGCCCAAGGCUUCUCUCAACUUCUUUCUGACAAGUCAUACGCAGUGAGGCAGUCUGCUGCUAUUGCAUAUGCUGCUCUUUGUGCGGUUGUGUGUUCGGUCCCAAUAGGAUCAAGUGGGAGGCAAAACCAUGUUAUGCUCAGUAGUUUGGUGGACCGGUUCAUUGGAUGGGCUUUACCACUGCUUAGUAAUAUUAGUGCUGGGGACGGGACCACGGAACUGGCCUUGGAAGGUCUACGUGAGUUUCUUAGUGUUGGUGAUGUGGGUGCGAUUGAAAGAUAUGCUUUACCAAUCCUCAAAGCAUGCCAAGAACUUCUGGAGGAUGAGAGAACUUCCUUGAGUUUAUUACAUCGGCUUCUAAGUGUUUUGACUUUGAUAUCAUUGAAGUUUUCACUGUCUUUCCAACCGCAUUUUCUUGACAUUAUUGAUCUUCUUCUUGGAUGGGCAUUGGUGCCUGACCUUGCAGAAUCUGACAGGAGGGUCAUUAUGGAUAGUUUCUUGCAAUUUCAGAAGCAUUGGGUGGGUAAUUUGCAGUUUUCUCUGGGAUUGUUGUCUAAGUUCCUGGGAGACAUGGAUGUAUUGCUUCAGGAUGGGACCCAUGGAACCCCACAACAGUUUCGAAGGUUGCUUGCAUUGCUUUCUUGUUUUUCUACAGUUUUGCAAUCUACUGCAUCUGGAUUGCUGGAAAUGAAUCUACUUGAACAAAUAAGUGAACCUCUAAGCAAAAUGCUUCCCCGGUUAUUGGGAUGUUUAUCUGUUGUUGGAAAGAAGUUUGGAUGGUCAAGAUGGAUUGAGGAUUCUUGGAAGUGCUUGACUCUAUUGGCAGAAAUAUUACAAGAAAGGUUUUCCACGUUUUACCCACUUGCUAUUGACAUAUUAUUUCAGAGCUUGGAAUUGGGAAAUACUAGUCGGCCUGUUGGAGCUGGGAAGAUAACCUCCUUUCAAGUUCAUGGAGUGUUAAAAACUAAUCUUCAAUUAUUAUCUUUGCAAAAGCUUGGCCUCCUUCCCUCAUCUGUGAAGAAAAUUCUUCAUUUUGACAGAGCAAUAUCUCAGCUACGCUUGCAUCCAAAUCAUUUAGUCACUGGAAGUUCUGCAGCUACUUAUGUUUUCUUGCUUCAACAGGGGAAUGAUGAAAUAGUUCAACAGGCAAUGACCUUGUUAACUGAAGAACUGGAGCUGUUGAAGGGUAUGCUUAAAAAAAAAUUAGUUCAUGGAGAGGAGGUUAAUAGUGCGGGGGAUUUGAGAUGUUACUCUAAACUUGAGUUGUUUGCAUUGAUUAAGUUUGAUUUGAAAGUUUUGUUAACCUCCGUUUCCUUGUGUGGAUGUAACAGUUUGAUUGUCCAACCAAAGAUCGCUGCCUUGUAUCUUCAGAGGUCAGAAAGUUUGAUUUCUUUUAUCAUUGAGAAGCUGAGUCCUUUUGAGUCACCUAUUCAGUUUUGUGUGGAAUUGCAAGUCCAUGUUAUCAAGACACUGGAUAGGUUAAGUAUGGUUAAAUUCUUUAGCAAGUGUUCCAUUAGAAAUCAAAGUGGCAACAUACCUGUUGGGGAUGCUGCUACUGAAAAAGUACUUGAUGGUAAUAGUCUUAGAGAUGUCCAUCCAGCUGUGAUUAUUGAGUAUCUAAGGGAGUUUGGCACACUUCUUGUUAGAGCUCUCCAUGUGUCUUCUCCUGUCGCAGUUAAAAUAGUUGCUUUGGAAUGGGUACAAAGAUUCUGUGAAAAUCUCAUUUCCAUAUGUGAGAGUCCAAAUAUGAGAUAUAAUUUUUAUGAAGAAUUUGGAUAUGUCUCUCUUUUUGGAGAUUUGAUUUUCUCUAUUUUGGAGGCUGCAUUUGACAGGGAACCAAAGGUCAGGUUACAUGUCACAUUAUCUUUGGAGCUGCUUUUGCAAGCUAGGUUGAUGCAUCCCUUGUACUUUAAUUCUGUUAGUGAUGUGGUCCUGGAAAAGCUUGGUGAUCCAGAUGCUGACAUUAGAAAUGCCUAUGUUAGGCUUCUGUCUCAAGUCUUGUUGACUACAAUGUAUGUAUAUGGUAUACAUGAUAUUGGAGCCUGUAGCAAUUCCAGGCCCCGAGCUCUUAUGUUAGGCAAUGGUUCAAACUUGUACUGGAAGCAAGUAUUUGCCUUAAAGCAGCUGCCUCAGCAGCUUCACUCUCAGCAACUUGUUUCCAUUUUGAGUUACAUUUCACAACGAUGGAAAGUGCCUCUUUCUUCUUGGAUCCAACGGCUUAUUCAUACAUGUAGGAGCUCUAAGGACAGCAGUUUGGGACAGCUUGAGGAGACUGGGAUUGUAGGUGCAAAUGAUCUAUGGUUGGAUAUAAAAAUGGAAAAUAUUCUUGAAAAAUUUUGCUCUGUUAAUAACCUCGCUGGUGCUUGGUGGGCCAUACAUGAGGCAGCUAGAUAUUGUAUUUCUACUCGCCUACGAACUAACCUUGGUGGGCCCACUCAAACUUUUGCAGCUUUGGAACGGAUGCUUUUGGAUGUUUCACAUGUGCUACAGCUUGACGGUGAACAGAAUGAUGGAAGCUUAAGUAUCAUAGGUUCUUCUGGCGCACACUUGUUGCCCAUGAGGUUAUUGUUGGAUUUCGUUGAGGCUCUUAAGAAAAAUGUAUAUAAUGCAUAUGAGGGAUCUGCUGUUUUACCAUCUGCUGGCCGACAGAGUUCAUUGUUUUUCCGGGCAAACAAGAAAGUGUGUGAGGAGUGGUUUUCUCGUAUUUGUGAGCCAAUGAUGAAUGCUGGUUUGGCAUUACAAUGCCACGAUGCUACCAUUCAGUACUGCACUCUGCGGCUGCAAGAGCUUAAAAAUCUGGUGGUGUCAGCUUUUAAAGAGAAGUCUCAGGCUCAGGUAACUGAAUACCUCCAUAACAUGAGGGAGAAAUAUAUUGGAGAUAUCUCAAGGAUUGUUCGGCACAUGUCAUUGGCUCUAUGCAGGAAUCAUGAAUCAGAGGCUCUAAUUGGUCUGCAAAAAUGGGUUUCACUUACCUUUUCUCCACUACUUUUGGAUGAAGACCAGUCAGUGAAUCACAGUGGCAUAGUUGAACCUUUCCAGUGGAUAACUGGGCUUGUAUAUCAGGCAGAAGGUCAAUAUGAAAAGGCUGUUUCUCAUUUUGCUCACUUGUUACAGACUGAGGAGUCACUCAGUACUAUGGGUUCUGAUGGUGCACAGUUUUGCAUUGCACGUAUUAUAGAGAGUUAUACGGCUGUAUCUGACUGGAAAUCUCUGGAAUCCUGGCUUUUAGAGUUGCAAACGCUGCGGGCUAAAUAUGCUGGAAAGAGUUAUUCUGGUGCUUUAACUACGGCUGGCAAUGAGAUGAAUGCAAUUCAUGCAUUGGCACAGUUCGAUGAGGGUGAUCUUCAGGCUGCAUGGGCAUACCUGGAUUUGACACCAAAAUCUAGCAGUGAACUCACACUUGAUCCCAAACUAGCCUUGCAAAGGAGUGAGCAGAUGCUUUUGCAGGCAUUGCUUUUUAAGAUUGAGGGAAAUCUGGACAAGGUGCCACAUGAAUUGCAGAAGGCCAAGUCAAUGCUGGAGGAAAUGUUGUCUGUUCUGCCACUUGAUGGAUUAGCUGAGGCUACUGCAUGUGUCACGCAGUUACAUUGCAUCUUUGCAGUUGGAGAAGGCUAUGACCUAAGCCAAGGGAACUGCUGGAAGCACAUGGGCAGCCAAGGCAAAUCCAAACUAAAUCAGACUGGUCUAGGUUCAUACUUGUUGCCACUGCAGCCUUUGAUUAAAGGAAUACAUCAAGAUUGUAACCCUUGGUUGAAAGUUCUCCGAGUUUAUCGAACCAUUUCCCCUACUUCUCCUGUUACCUUAAAGCUUUCUAUGAAUCUGAUGAGUUUGGCUCGUAAACAAGGAAAUCUGACGUUGGCAAACUGUUUGAUUAACUAUCUGAGAGAUCAUGUGUCGAGUUGCUCUCAUGAGAGAUACUGUAAUUUGCUAAACUUGAAUUUACAAUAUGAGGGAAUCUUGAUAUUGCACGCUGAGAACAAGAUUGAAGAUGCUUUUGCAAAUAUUUGGUCGUUCCUUCAUCCUUAUUUAUGUUCUUCAUCAUUUAUUGUUAAUGAUGUUGAUGAUGGUUUGAUGAAGGCCAAGGCUUGCUUGAAACUUUCAAAUUGGUUGAGACAGAAUUAUUCCAGUUUGAAUUUAAGGAAUAUUGUUCUCAGGAUGCUAUCAGAUCUAAAUGUGGCUACUGUUUCUUCCAGUGGCACAGGUGGUUAUUCUUUCAGUGAUGAAAACUUAAGCUCUAAAUGGAGCUUAGAUGUUAUUGUUGAGGAAAUAGUGGGUACAGCUACAAAGUUAUCCACUCAACUUUGUCCGAAAAUGGCCAAGUCUUGGAUUUCUUAUGCUUCUUGGUGUUUCAAUCAGGCCAAGAGCUCUGUUGCUAACCAGCAAGAGAAGUGUCUUCAGUCAUGCUCUUUUUCUCCUAUUCUGGUUUCUGAACUCACACCUAAAAGAUUCAAGAUGACCGAGGAUGAGAUCCAAAGAGUGGAAUCUGUUAUACUGCCACUUUUUCAGAAGAGGGAUAGUGCUGAACAUGUAGAUGAUGGAGCAGAGCAAUGGGGUUUUUGUUCUGGUUCUGCUGAAAAUUUGAGAACCAACAAUAUGUUGAUGACUUUGGUGCAGCAACUUGUGGAUAUUAUGGAGGCUGCAGCUGGAGCACCUGGUACAGAAAACUCUGGUGGUGAAAGGCUUUCUUCCACUCUAACUUCUCAGUUGCUGAGUUCUUUACAACAUGCAAAUUUUGGAAUAGAAGAAACACAUUUAACAUAUGUAAUUGAUAAGUUGAUUGAUAUUUGGUGGUCAUUGAGGAGGAGAAGAGUCUCCCUAUUUGGGCAUGCAGCUCAUGCUUUCAUAAAAUAUCUAUUAUAUUCGUCUACCAAGCUUUCUGAUGGUCGGUUGUCUGGUGAUUUUUGUCAGUCCCAAAAACAAAAAGUUGGCAGCUAUACCCUGAGAGCUACAUUAUAUGUCAUGCACGUUCUUCUCAACUAUGGAUUAGAGUUAAAAGACACACUUGAACCUGCGCUUUCAACAGUUCCUCUGUUGUCAUGGCAGGACAUUACACCUCAAUUGUUUGCUAGGUUGAGUUCGCAUCCUGAGGAAGUUGUCCGGAAGCAGAUAGAGAGCUUAUUAAUGAUGUUAGCCAAGCUUUCUCCUUCAUCUAUAGUGUACCCAACGCUGGUUGAUAUAAAUGCUUAUGAAGAGAAGCCCUCUGAGGAACUUCAGCACAUUCUUGGCUGUUUGAGAGAGCUUUAUCCAAGAUUAAUUCAGGAUGUGCAACUAGUGAUUAAUGAGCUGGGAAAUGUGACUGUCCUUUGGGAGGAACUAUGGCUGAGCACACUUCAGGAUCUUCACAUGGAUGUAAUGAGGCGUAUAAAUGUUCUGAAAGAGGAAGCUGCACGGAUUGCGGAGAAUACUACACUUAGCCAGAGUGAGAAGAACAAGAUAAAUGCUGCCAAAUACUCAGCUAUGAUGGCUCCCAUUGUUGUUGCUUUGGAACGCCGUCUAGCUUCAACUUCUAGGAAGCCUGAAACACCUCAUGAAUUAUGGUUCCAUCAUGAAUAUAAAGAGCAGUUAAAAUCGGCCAUUGUAAGCCUUAAGACUCCUCCAGCAUCUGCUGCUGCACUUGGAGAUGUUUGGCGGCCAUUUGACCAUAUUGCUGCAUCCUUAGCAUCUUAUCAGAGGAAAUCUUCAAUUUCUUUAGGGGAAGUUGCACCUCAGCUGGCUAUGUUAUCAUCCUCUGAUGUUCCAAUGCCUGGUCUUGAAAAGCAAGUCGCUCCAUUUGAAUCUGACAGAGCUCUCACUUCAGCUCUACAUGGAAUUGUCACAAUUGCUUCUUUCUCAGAACAUCUUACUAUCUUAUCAACCAAAACGAAACCAAAGAAACUUGUUAUUCUGGGUUCAGAUGGUAAAGCAUACACUUAUUUGUUGAAAGGACGUGAAGAUUUGCGUCUUGAUGCGAGAAUCAUGCAGCUGUUGCAAGCCAUAAAUAGUUUUCUACAUUCAUCUUCUGCUACUAACCAUAACUUGCUUGGCAUUCGCUACUAUUCUGUGACUCCAAUCAGUGGUCGGGCAGGUCUAAUCCAAUGGGUGGAUAAUGUGAUAAGCAUAUACAGCAUCUUUAAGUCUUGGCAAAACCGUGUCCAGGUUGCACAAGUUUCUGCUUUGGGAGCUGGAAGUGCAAAAAGUUCUGUUCCUCCUGUUCCCAGGCCAAGUGAUAUGUUCUAUGGAAAAAUUAUUCCUGCCCUCAAGGAGAAAGGCAUUAGGAGAGUAAUUUCCAGAAGGGAUUGGCCUCAUGAAGUCAAGCGUAAAGUUCUUUUGGAUCUUAUGAAGGAGGUUCCUAAGCAGCUUCUACAUCAAGAGCUUUGGUGUGCAAGUGAAGGGUUCAAAGCCUUUAACUCAAAACUGAAGAGGUAUUCUGGAAGUGUUGCAGCCAUGAGUAUGGUAGGUCACAUUCUGGGCCUUGGUGACAGGCAUUUGGAUAACAUCCUUUUGGAUUUCAGUAGUGGGGAUGUGGUGCAUAUUGAUUAUAAUGUUUGUUUUGAUAAAGGGCAAAGACUAAAAGUCCCAGAGAUUGUUCCAUUCCGGCUAACCCAGACAAUUGAGGCUGCAUUAGGGUUGACAGGCAUAGAAGGUACAUUUAGAGCAAAUUGCGAAGCAGUUGUCAGUGUUCUAAGGAAGAAUAAGGAUCUACUAUUGAUGUUACUGGAAGUAUUUGUAUGGGAUCCACUUAUAGAGUGGACACGUGGAGAUUUUCAUGAUGAUGCUGCCAUUGGUGGUGAAGAAAGAAAGGGCAUGGAGUUGGCUGUUAGCUUGAGUUUAUUUGCUUCUAGAGUGCAAGAAAUUCGUGUUCCCUUGCAGGAACAUCACGAUCUUUUGUUGGCUACAUUUCCAGCUGUCGAAUCUGCUCUUGAGAGGUUCAGAGAUGUUCUGAAUCAAUAUGAGCUUGUCUCUGCUCUUUUUUAUCGAGCUGACCAGGAGCGUUCAAAUCUUAUUUUACACGAGACAUCUGCAAAGUCAAUUGUUGCUGAAGCAACUUGUAAUUCAGAGAAAAUUUGUGCAUCAUUUGAAAUCCAAGCUCGAGAGUUCAAACAAGCAAAGAAUGUGGUAGCCGAGAAAGCUCAACAAGCUACAACUUGGAUUGAGCAGCAUGGAAGGAUACUUGAUGCUUUACGAGGCAAUUUAAUUCCUGAAAUCAGUGCCGGCAUGAAUCUCAGUGGUAUGGCAGAUGCUUUGUCUCUUACGUCUGCUGUUCCCGAAGCUGGAGUUCCGCUGACUAUAGUACCUGAGCCCACACAAGCCCAAUGCUAUGAUAUAGAUAGGGAAGUUUCUCAGCUUAUAGCUGAGUUGGAUCGUGGGCUCUCUUCUGCAGUAAUGGCACUUCAAGCCUAUUCAUUGGCUUUACAAAGAGUACUACCUUUGAAUUACCUCACAACCAGCACAGUGCAUGGCUGGGCACAAGUACUGCAGCUAUCUGCAAAUGCUGUUUCUUCUGACAUCCUUUCUCUAGCAAGAAGGCAGGCUUCUGAAUUGAUUGCAAAAGUACAUGGGGAUAACCUUGAGUUUAUGAAAAGCAGUCAUGAUGACCUUUGUUUUAAAGUGGAGAAAUACGCAGCAGAGAUUGAGAAAGUUGAGGAAGAGUGUGCUGAGCUGGUGAACUCAAUUGGCUCAAAGACUGAAUCAAAAGCUAAGGAUCGACUUAUGUUUGCUUUCAUGAAAUACAUGCAAUCUGCUGGUCUUGUAAGGAAGGAAGAUGCUAAUUCUUCUCUGCAAUAUGGAGAAUCAAAAUAUGAUGGUACAAAGGCUUCUAGAAUACGAGAGGAUCUGGAAGAGAAGAAAGACAAAGUCUUAUCUGUUCUUAGUGUAGCUGUGCGUUCAUUGUAUGAUGAUGUCAAGCAUAGGAUACUUGAAAUAUACAGUCAUACCAAUAGGGCUCAAAUCGAGAACAGUCGACCACAAUCUGAUCUUGGUACUGUCUUCUCUGGGUUUGAAGAGCAAGUGGACAAAUGCAUACUUGUUGCUGGAUUUGUAAAUGAACUAUGGCAGCAAAUUGGAGGAGACAUGCCGGGUGUUGAUAGAGAUUUAUAUUAUUCAAAGUAUUAUUCUGAAGGAAACUGGGCUUCAAUAUUCAAAACCAUUUUAAAUUGCUGUAAGAGUUUGAUUGGGGAAAUGACUGAAGUUGUUUUACCUGAUAUAAUGAGGUCUGCUGUUUCAUUCAAUACAGAAGUUAUGGAUGCAUUUGGAUUAAUCUCACAAAUAAGGGGAUCUAUUGACACGGCAUUGGAACAGCUAGUCGAAGUCGAAUUAGAGAGGGCAUCCUUGGCUGAACUAGAACAAAACUACUUUGUUAAGGUUGGCCUCAUUACUGAGCAACAGUUGGCUCUUGAGGAAGCUGCUAUGAAGGGUCGGGAUCAUCUAUCUUGGGAAGAAGCAGAGGAGCUGGCCUCUCAAGAAGAGGCUUGCCGGGCACAACUGGAACAGCUCCACCAAACUUGGAAUCAUAGAGAUAUGCGAACUUCUUCUCUCAUAAAAAGAGAAGCUGAGAUUAAAAAUUCCUUGGUUUCUUGUGAACAGCAUUUUCAGUCUCUAAUUACUGGUGAUGACUUUAGAGAGUCCCAUCGUUCAAAAAGCCAAGUAUUACUGGCCAUCUUAGUUAAACCCUUCUCUGAGUUAGAAUCAGUUGAUAAAGCAUUAUCUUCCUUGAGUAGCUCCUUUGCUCCUCAUUCAGAUGAAAUUCCUAAUUUAGUGGAAUUUUUGAGUUCUGGACACUCAGUAUCAGAGUGUGUUUGGAACUUUGGAUCUUUAUUAAACAACCAUUCUUUCUUUAUUUGGAAAAUAGGUGUUCUGGAUUCUAUCCUUGAUUCAUGCAUACAUGAUAUGGCUUCAUCAGUGGAUCAAAAUCUAGGAUUUGAACAGCUUUUUGAUGUUGUUAAGAGAAAGCUUGAAAUUCAACUUCAAGAGUAUAUUGGUCGCUACCUCAAAAUACGAAUUGCUCCAGCUUUACUAUCUUGGUUGGAUAAAGAAAAUGAACAUUUGAAGCUACUGACUGAGGGAGCAAAGGAGCCCAGUAAUGAUCAUGUAAGGAAGGAUGUUGAGGCUGUUAAAAAGGUCCAGCUUAUGCUUGAGGAGUACUGCAACACACAUGAAACUGCUAGAGCAGCAAGAUCAGCAGCUUCUGUCAUGAAAAGGCAGGUGAAUGAGCUAAAAGAAGCUCUUCGCAAGACUAUACUAGAGAUUGUGCAAAUGGAAUGGAUGCAUGAUGUUGGCUUGACCCCUUCACAUACUAGUAGAGUUCUGUUCCAGAAAUUUUUUUCUAAUGAUGAUGAAUUGUAUCCUGUUGUUCUAAACUUUAGUAGACCUAAGUUGCUGGAAACUAUGCAAUCUGUCUUAUCAAAAUUAGCUCGUGCAAUAGAGGGCCUAAAAUCGUGUGAGCACACUUCUAUUGUAGCAGAAGGUCAGCUGGAAAGAGCAAUGGGAUGGGCUUGUGGUGGACCAAAUUCCAGUGUAGCGGGAAAUUCGUCAGCCAAGGCUUCUGGAAUUCCCCCUGAAUUCCAUGACCACCUGAUGAGACGCAGGCAUCUGCUUCAGGAAGCAAGAGAAAAAGCAUCAAGCGUUGUCAAAAUUUGCAUGUCAAUAUUAGAGUUUGAGGCAUCUCGGGAUGGUAUUUUUCAGAUCCCUAGAGAGGGGUAUGCAUUGAGCACUGGCAGUGAUAGCAGGACAUGGCAGCAAGCUUACUUCAAUGCACUAACAAAAUUGGAGGUUACCUAUCAUUCUUUUACACGUAUUGAACAAGAAUGGAAGCUUGCUCAAAGCAACAUGGAAGUUGCUUCUAGUGGCUUGUAUUCUGCAACUAAUGAACUAUGCAUUGCGUCUCUUAAAGCAAAAUCUGCCUCAGGUGAUUUACAAAGCACUGUUCUUGCAAUGAGAGAUUGUGCAUAUGAAGCCAGUGUUGCUUUAUCUGCAUUUGCUCGUGUAUCGAGAGGCCAUACUGCUUUAACUUCUGAGUCUGGUUCAAUGCUGGAAGAGGUUUUGGCAAUAACUGAAGAUCUGCAUGAUGUCCACAAUCUGGGAAAGGAGGCUGCAUCUGUACAUCGUUCUCUUAUGGAAGAUCUUUCGAAGCAGGCAAAUGCAAUCCUUCUUCCACUAGAGUCAGUUUUAGCCAAGGAUGUCUCUGCUAUGACUGAAGCUAUGGCUAGGGAGAGAGAGACCAAGAUGGAAGUAUCUCCAAUACAUGGACAAGCCAUAUACCAGUCUUAUGGCUUAAGAGUUAGGGAGGCUUGCCAGACCUUCAAACCUUUGGUGCCAUCACUUACCUUUUCUGUGAAGGAACUACAUUCAUUGUUGACCACACUUGCGCGAACUGCCAGUCUCCAUGCUGGGAACCUGCAUAAGGCUCUUGAAGGACUGGGUGAAAGCCAGGAAGUAAAAUCACAGAGCAUUAGUUUGUCAAGGCCAGAUCUUGCCAGUGAUGCCACUGAAUAUGAUGAAAGAGGGGGUGAGAGUAUCUCGACAUCAGGCAGUGGGAGCCCCAAAGAUCUUGUUGGUCUAACUGGGAUUCCUUUGCAAGAGAAAGAAUGGAUAUCACCACCAGAUAGCAUUGGAACUAGCGGUACGGAAUCUAGUAUUACCUCAAAUGGUACUAGUCUUUCAGAUAGCAUCAAUGACCCAAUAGUAGAGAUGAUGGAAAAGAUUUCACUUGAUUCUAGUCAGAAAAAGGAUCAUGGUGAUCCAAAUUUUGUUCCAUCUUCUGAAAGUGAAUAUGAUGAAAUCUCACAUUGUGGGCAUAGAAUGUCCGAGAACAUGGAGGUAAAAAAUACUAAUGAAGUGAAAUCAGCAAAUGAAGAGACCAAUGAAAAUCUGAAAACUGUACCCUCAGUGAAUGAUGAAGCAGUGAGUGCUCCUCUUGAAUCUUCGCAACCUUCAAACAAGGUGAACUUGGAUGUGAAAUUUCAGGGUAAGGACGAAGUAUCUACAUUAGGCAAAAUUGAGGUUGGUGAUGAGAGUCAUGAAGUUCCUGUUCCUAGCACAGACACAGCAAGUCGAAUAGCAAGGGGUAAAAAUGCUUAUGCAAUGUCAGUCCUAAGACGCGUUGAAAUGAAAUUAGAUGGGCGAGACAUUACGGAGAGAAGGGAAAUUAGCAUUGCAGAGCAAGUGGAUUAUCUACUUAAGCAAGCUACUAGUGUUGACAACCUUUGUAGCAUGUAUGAAGGUUGGACGCCAUGGAUUUGAAGUCUUUGUUUGCAAGUUGGUGUCAACUGCUGGAGGUACUUCAAUUACCCGUCAUGUUGGCUGACUAGACACAACGGAGUCAUUGUCUAGGAUGGCAUCUAUUGGCUUACAGAAAAGAAAAAAGAAAGAAGAAAGAGAAGCCUGGUCCCCUCUUGCAGAACGAACCCGUUGCCCCUACUUGAGGAAUGAGAUGAAGGGCAUAUGCUCCAACCCUGUUUCAGAAUACAUCUCAAGAGGAGGUGCUUUAUCAUCAAGUUGGGAUAGCCACAUCGAGGUUUUGAGCUGGAGUUUAUUUUGGCUUCAUCUGCCUCCCAUGCAACUGGGCCCGACGGCGUAAUGGCAAACAUUGGACAUCAUUUAGAUGGGAACUUCGAUGAAAGCCGCCAUACAUUGUGGUAUCAAAAUGAUCACCGGUUGACAUGGAGAAAAAAGAUUAGCUUCAUGAUUUCUGCAAAAUCUCGUAUGGCAUUUCCAUCUUUGCUUUGUUAGAUGAAGUCUCAUUUACUUUUAUCAUAUUGGCAGUGAAUAAAAAAGAAUGAUGUGUAUAUCCAACUCGAUAGAUUGAUAUUUAUAUGUAAUCAUUACAUUUGCUAUAUAUGUUCUAAGCUGUAGUCCUUAA